This is a messenger RNA of Torulaspora delbrueckii, 930 nucleotides long. It is a transcript of the gene PNP1, whose product is annotated as purine-nucleoside phosphorylase. Gene Ontology annotation, biological process: nucleoside metabolic process. The record is from RefSeq and is a predicted model, not a curated record. The coding region runs from base 1 to 930 and encodes 309 amino acids. Gene Ontology annotation, cellular component: cytoplasm. The transcript has a single exon. Lineage: Eukaryota; Fungi; Ascomycota; Saccharomycetes; Saccharomycetales; Saccharomycetaceae. Gene Ontology annotation, molecular function: purine-nucleoside phosphorylase activity.
AUGAGCAGCUUCAAUAUCGAUGAACAACGUCAACUGAUUCAUAGUGCUACAGAUUACCUCAAAAGUAGACUAAAUGCUCAUUUUAAGGAUUUUGGAGAGUUUGCUCCAAGAACUUUAAUCAUUUGUGGUUCAGGUCUUGGUGGAAUCACUACAAGAUUAACCACAUCGAAUCCAGAGCCUUUGGCAAUUACUUAUGGAGAGAUCCCAGGUUUCAAGAAAAGUACUGUGGAAGGACAUACCGGUACAUUGAUCUUCGGUCUCAUGAAGGGUUCGCCAGUGGUUCUAAUGAAUGGUCGUCUUCACAGUUACGAAGGUCACAGUAUGCAUGAUGCAACUUUUCCAAUCAGAGUUUUGAACCACAUGGGGGAUGUCAAGACUUUGAUAGUAACUAAUGCAGCUGGUGGAUUGAAUCCCGCUUACAACUCCGCCGAGCUUAUGUGCAUUUACGAUCACAUCAAUCUCCCAGGUUUCUCAGGUCUACAUCCGUUAAAGGGCCCCAAUUUUGAUGAAGUUGGUCCUCGCUUCUUGCCAAUGAGUGAUGCCUAUGACUUAGAAUUGAGGAAACUUCUAUUCAAGAAAAAAGAGGAACUUAAGAUCGAAAGACCACUUCACGAAGGUACUUACGUGUUCGUAUCAGGUCCCACUUUUGAAACAAGGGCCGAAAGCCGUAUGCUCAGAUCCAUCGGAGGUGAUGCCGUUGGAAUGAGUACUGUUCCAGAGGUCAUCAUUGCCAGACACAGUGGUUGGAGAGUUUUAGCUUUAAGUUUGGUUACCAAUAACUGCGUUAUGGAUAAGCCACCAAGUGUGCAUGAUGAACACCCCAAGUCAAUGGAUGAAGGUAUCGCCUCCCAUGAAGAAGUCUUGGAAAACGGUAAGAAGGCAUCUCUAGAUGUCGAACGACUAAUCGAAAACGUGGUAACAGAAUUGUAA